AUGAUAAAUGCCAGCAAGACUGGUGGAAGCAUGUCUGGCGGCAGCAAAGCGAGAGGAAGUGUUUCGGGAACAAGCAUGGGCGGGGGAAGCAAAACUGGAGGCAGCAAAGCUGGAGACAGUGCUUCAGAAUCAAGCAAGAACGGUGGAAGCAUGGCCAGCUCUAGUAAAACUGGUGGCAGCGUUUCAGGAGCCAGCAAAACGGGAGAAAAUCUUUCUGGUUCAAGUACGACUGGCGGAAGUGUUACUGGUUCAAGCAAAGCUGGUGGAAACAUGUCUGGUAGCAGUAAAACCGGCGGCAGCGUUUCCGGCUCAUCAACGGCUGGCGGAAGUAUUUCUGAUGGCAGCAAGACUGGUGGCAGUAUGUCUGGCGGCAGUAAAACGGGAGGAAGCGUUUCGGGAACAAGCAUGGGCGGGGGAAGCAAAACUGGCGGAAGUGUUUCUGGUUCAAGUAUGGCUGGUGGAAGCACUUCGGGCGGAAGCAUGGCCAGCUCAAGCAAAACUGGGGAAAAUGUCUCAGGAUCGAGCGCCAGUGGAGGAAGUGUAACUGGUUCCAGUAAGGCCGGUGGAAGUAUAUCUGGUGGCAGCAAAACGGGAGGAAGUGUUUCCAGUGGAAGCAUGGCCAGUUCAAGCAAAACUGGUGGCAGCGUCUCAGGAUCAAGCGCCAGUGGAGGAAAUGUGACUGGUUCCAGCAAAGCCGGUGGUAGCAUGUCGGGCGGCAGCAAAGGCGGUGACAGUGCUUCCGAAUCAAGCAAGAGCGGUGGAAGCAUGUCUGGUGGCAGCAAGACGGGAGGAAGUGUUUCUGGAUCAAGCACCAGUGGAGGAAGUGUGGCUGGUUCUAGCAAAACCGGUGGCAGUAUGUCUGGCGGCAGCAAGACCGGAGGAGGAAGUGUUUCCGGUUCAAGUGUAGGCGCAAGUGGAAGCACUUUGGGUGGAGGCAUGGCCAGCUCAAGUAAAACUGGUGGAAGCGUUUCUGGAUCCAGUAAGACUGGUGGCAGUAUGUCUGCUGGCAGCAAGACGGAAGGAGGAAGUGUGUCCGGCUCAAGUAUGACUGGAGGAAGCACUUCAGGAACUUCUGGCAGCAUGGCCAGCUCAAGCAAAGCUGGUGGCAGCAUUUCGGGAUCUUCAGGCCCAAGUGGAGGAAGCAUGACUGGAGGCAGCAAGACGGGAGGAGGAAGUGUUUCCGGCUCAAGUAUGGCUGGCUCAAGCAAAAGUGGUGGUGGCAGCGUCUCUGGCUCCAGUUCGACCGGCGGAAGUGUUUCAGGAUCAAACGCAGCAAGCGGAAGUGUUUCUGGUGGCAGUAAAACUGGCGGGAGCAUGUCUGGUGGCAGCAAGACGGGAGGAGGUGUUUCGGGUGGCAGCUUGGCCGGUGGAAGCACCUCCGGUUCUAGCAGCACUGGCGGCGGCUCAAGUCUCUCCGGAAAGUCAGGUGGCAGUGAAAGCAAAAGCACAUCUGCCAAGUCUACCGGCGAUUCUUCUUCAGGGUGA
Rhagoletis zephyria (snowberry fruit fly) is the source of this 1485-nucleotide messenger RNA. NCBI's taxonomy places the organism in Eukaryota, Metazoa, Arthropoda, Insecta, Diptera, Tephritidae. The record is from RefSeq and is a predicted model, not a curated record.